This is a messenger RNA of Larimichthys crocea (large yellow croaker), 4374 nucleotides long. RefSeq names its product DEAD (Asp-Glu-Ala-Asp) box helicase 61 (gene ddx61). Lineage: Eukaryota; Metazoa; Chordata; Actinopteri; Sciaenidae. The transcript has 13 exons. Gene Ontology annotation, molecular function: nucleic acid binding; ATP binding; RNA helicase activity. The record is from RefSeq and is a predicted model, not a curated record. Bases 881 to 2338 code for a protein of 485 amino acids.
GCCAUGUUGAAUCGCCGAGAUUGUGAAAGAAGAGACAAAAGAGUGAUAACUCGGUGUGUUUUUUUUCCUUCCCUUCCUUCUUCUCUCGAAACAAGCGACUAUUUAAUUGUCAAGGAAACUCUCUGGUAUAACAUUUAAGCGACGACACAACGAGGAGACUUUGGGUGGAUGUGGCAAAGUGAAGGUAACCUGGAUUUUUCUGUUGAUCGGCAAUUGCCAGAGCACUUUGCAGACUGCCAUCUCAACUUUUGCUGCAGGAGUGUAAAGGAAACUGGAAAAAGAUUACCCACAGAGACAUUUAAAGUGGACUGUCCAUGUCAAAGAAAAGAUUGCUGGAGUGACUUUUUUUGAGCCAGUAUUAAGCCCCCCCAGCAAAGACAUUGUGAAGACUUUUGAUGUCCAAGGAACAAAUCAGAAGAAUAGUCUGAGACGUGACCAAGCAGAUCGUAUUUUGCUACUCGCCAUUUUUGAAUGUAUGAACAUAGCACUUGGACUUAAAAAAAAAGCCAAGAGACCCGAAGAACGCGGCGAAAAUUCUGGAUCAUCAUCACAGCAACAAUACAAUAAUAAGAAUACUCUGACAAACUUACAAAGAAAAAAAAAAAAGAUUUUUUUUGGUGGUCACAUUUUUGAUUUAUUUAUUCAUGUGAAUGUUAAUUUCUCCCUUUUUUGGAGAGUUGUCUUGUAAAUAGACAGAAUUCAUACGCAGACCUCUUCUUUUCAAGAGGUCUGAACGUCUGAACACAAAACAUUCUUUAGAGAGGAAAGAUACGAGAACUUUUUUUUUUAGGUUGUUGGGAUUUUGUUUUUGUUUUUUUACACGGGUGCAAUUAAGUGAAACACAUCAGUGAAAAGAUAUAACACUCUGAGGAACAUUACCAUGGCUACAGCAAGAACAGCAAACCCAGCAUCAAUGAUUGGAUUGAACAAACCAGCAAAUGGGCAGUUCAGAGGACAGACUAAGCCAGCUGGACAACAAUCAGGACUCUUUGGAACUGCCCAGCAACUCGGUCCCACCCAGAAAAUGAGCAGCAUUCCCCAGAGCAGUGGGGGCAUCAAGUUUGGUGAUGACUGGAAGAAGUGCCUGGAACUUCCUCCAAAAGAUACCAGGAUGAAAACUUCGGAUGUGACAUCAACUAAGGGAAAUGAAUUUGAAGACUACUGCCUAAAGCGGGAACUUCUAAUGGGAAUCUUUGAAAUGGGAUGGGAGAAACCGUCCCCUAUCCAGGAGGAAAGCAUCCCUAUCGCUCUGUCAGGCAGAGAUAUUCUGGCUCGGGCCAAGAAUGGCACAGGAAAAAGUGGAGCCUACCUCAUCCCACUCCUGGAAAGAAUAGACCUGAAGAAGGAUAACAUCCAGGCCAUAGUGAUGGUGCCAACAAGAGAGUUGGCCCUACAGGUGAGCCAGAUCAGCAUUCAGAUCGGCAAGCACCUCGGAGGGGUCAAGGUCAUGGCGACGACGGGUGGCACCAACUUGAGGGAUGAUAUCAUGCGUCUUGAUGAGAUAGUGCAUGUAGUGAUUGCAACUCCAGGCAGGAUACUAGACCUGAUGAAGAAGGGUGUGGCAAAAGUGGAUAAGGUCCAAAUGAUGGUGAUGGAUGAGGCAGAUAAGUUGCUGUCCCAAGACUUUGUGGUGCUGAUUGAAGAUAUUAUCGCCUUCUUGCCAAGAGAACGACAGAUCCUGCUUUACUCUGCUACUUUCCCCAUCAGUGUCCAAAAAUUCAUGAGCAAACAUCUGAAGAAACCUUAUGAGAUCAACCUGAUGGAGGAACUGACGUUAAAGGGCAUCACUCAGUACUAUGCCUAUGUGACUGAAAGACAGAAGGUCCACUGUCUCAACACACUGUUUUCUAGGCUUCAGAUCAAUCAGUCGAUCAUCUUCUGUAACUCCACCCAGAGGGUUGAGCUUCUGGCCAAGAAAAUCACCCAACUGGGCUAUUCGUGCUUCUACAUUCAUGCAAAGAUGAUGCAGGAGUACAGGAACCGUGUGUUCCAUGACUUCAGGAAUGGAUUGUGCAGAAACCUGGUCUGCACAGACUUAUUCACUCGGGGAAUCGACAUCCAGGCAGUAAAUGUGGUCAUCAAUUUUGACUUCCCCAAAAGUGCAGAGACGUACCUGCAUCGCAUUGGCAGAUCGGGGCGUUUUGGUCACCUGGGUCUGGCCAUCAAUCUGAUAACUUCAGAUGACCGCUACAACCUGAAGAACAUUGAGGAUCAGCUGGUUACUGAAAUCAAGCCCAUCCCCGGCAGCAUCGAUAAGAGCCUAUACGUGGCAGAGUUUCACUCUGUUGACCCAGAUGAGGAUGGCAUCGAAGGCGGAGCCAAAAACAAGGAACUGUGAGCAGCCUGAAUGGAGAAACGUGGUGUCUGGCAUUCAUCACACGAUAUCGGUGAUGCUUCUUAAAACAAGAUUCCAAGAAGAUUUCUGUUCCCCCCAAUUUGCCACCAAAAUGGUCAAUUUUAGAUUUAUUUUCAUUUCCAGUUUAAGUUUACAGCAAUUUGUCUGUCUGUUCUGUCUGUGCACAUGCUAGUAAACUGGUAUCUUUCCCACUGAAAACUGCCACCUGAAUCAGUUUAACUUUCAGUCAUGCUACCAGUGAUGGUCUCUGUACAUGUGAUUUGGGCUAAUGGUUAAGUCUGUCAUUGAACUUAGUCACUCUUGACAAUAGAUGAAAACUUUUUUUUUUAUACUUUGCUGUAAGAAUAAAAAUGUGAAACCAAAGGUAGACUUAGAGGGAAAAAGCCCACCUCACAUCUUUGCUGUGCAGAUGAACUAUACAUGGUCACAUCCUGCUGAUAUGUCUUUUAAGCAGAUGCUUUAAAGGAAACAAAUUUACACUCAGUGGCUCCUUUUUUAGGUACACCUUUUUAGUACUGGAUCGUACCAGCCUGAAUUCUUCAUGUGGUGUUCAGCCUUGUUUCAAACGUGCACUGUGGCCUUCAAAUCUGAUGACUGUCAGGCAAAUAGGAAAAUGGUACUCAAGAAGGCACUGGCAUUUAAAUAAUCCUCAGUUAAUAUUAAAGGUCCAAAGUGUGUUCUGACCGACCAUCUGUAAUAAUCAAGAUUUGCAAGACCGCGUGACAUUUUUUCCAGUCAUCUGUUGUGCAUUUUUGGUUAACCUCAGUUUUCUUUGUCUGUGUACCUCUGUGACACACAUUGCUUCCCCAUUCUGAUGUUCGGUCCAAACAGCUAACUAAUUUGACCAUGUCUGCAUGCCUUCAUGCACUGUAUGGCUGAUUUAUUAUUUGCAUUUCUAUAUUUUUUAGGUGUAUCUAAUAAUGUAGCCACUGGGUGGAGUUAUUUUUGUAGCUCUGGCUAUCAUUCCUGUGGGUCAUGAAAAUAUUCUGCUCAGUAACUUUAUUGCAAACAUUUGGGCAUGCAGUGACUGAAACAAUACACACGUCCAUAUUUUAACCGAACUAACAUCCUCCAAAGGGGAACCAAAGUUAGAAAACAGAAACUAUAAGUCACUGUCAGUGACAAUAUAUAGUGCAUUUUGUCAAAGCACAAAUCUAAGGACAAAUAACUUGGUAUUUGAUUGUGAAAUUUCUUUGUUCCCUUUUUUUUAAAACCUUAACACCAGGCAGCAUUUUCUCAGGUCUUGAAGUUACCCGUAAAUAUUACAGGAUGAGAGGCCUUAGUUGACAUGUUAAAACUGGCCAACUUGUUCAGCCAUCUUAAUGUAGUUUCUGUGUCCCUUCUUCCCUCCAAAGUGCCUUAGUCUAACCUCCAACCUCUACCGUACUCAGGACAUUGUCCCAACUUUGUAUUGUAGAUAAAAUGGCACCCAAACAAUUCUUACUUAAUUUUAAAAGCACAAGUACAGUCUGAAAAGGAUUUGCGGAUUUUUUUUCCUCAUGUGUAGCAAGUUAAUUUGUCUUCUAACAAAUUGUGCAUAUGACCAGCUUGUACUGCUCUUCUUGUAUGAACGUAUUACUGCUGGACUACUUGAAUUCAGCACAAUGUCACAAAAGAUGUACGUCUUGAAUUUAAAACAUUGUUUCUUUGGCUAACCAUCGUGUUACUGCCAUGUACCAGCAUGUUGUGGGAAUGUUGUGUGUGUUUUGUGUGUGUGCGCCCGCUUUCUAAAGAGUCAUUAGCCUUAACUCAUUUCAUGUCUGACUCAGGACUUCCCCUUUUUUGAUUAGAAAUGUUGGUUCCCCAAUUGUUUUUGCCUUUCGUGCAAGCAUCAUUCAAAUUAUGACGUGAUAGGAGUGGGUUUGUAACCUGUGACCAUUUUGUCCCAUCACUGCAUUCUGGAGAAAGAACGACCUUUAUGACUUGAUGACCAGUUUCUUUCAGUAGAAAGACAGACGGGCAGGAAUUCUGUUACGUGUAUCAAUGCCAGCACCUCGAAAUAAAGUCCAAAUGACUAA